CUAGGCGUAGCACACUAAAAUGGCGACUGGUGACUUUGGCAAGUUUGUCAGCAGAGUGAAACAGAGCGCAAUAUCUGUAGCAGGAGAGCUCACUCCUGUCUUGAAGAAUUCCAAAUUUCGUGAAUCUGGAAUGAUCACUCCUGACGAGUUUGUCGCUGCAGGAGAUCAACUGGUAUACCACUGUCCUACAUGGCAAUGGGAAUCUGGAGAAGCAUCACGACGUAAAAGUUACCUACCAAAUGGCAAGCAAUUUUUAGUGACAAGAAAAGUGCCUUGCUACAGAAGAUGUCAUCAGAUGUCUGUUCUUCCUGAGAAUGAAAAAGUUAUUAAAUUGAAUCAAGAUGAUGCUGAAGAUGAAGGCUGGGUUGAUACGCAUCAUGGAAUAACUUUAGAUCAGACUGGUAAUGAUGAUGCACAGAUGAUGACAUUAACUGAUGAGAAACAAAAGGAACCCACACCACAAACAGGUAUGCAGUUAAUGGGGAUCAAUAAUGACGACAGUGACAGUGAUGAUGAAAUUGUCAUGGAUAUGGAUGAUUAUGAAGAUGAUGAUCCAGCUGUUGUAGCCGUUAAACCAGUGACAAAGAAACAAGAUGAAAGUGUCGUCCUUCAGACCAGAACGUAUGAUCUAAACAUCACUUAUGAUAAUUAUUACAGGACUCCUCGUUUGUGGCUUUUUGGUUACGAUGAAAAUGGUAAACCUCUUACUGAAGAUCAGAUGUAUGAAGAUAUAAGUCAGGAUCAUCUCAAUAAAACUGUUACGAUGGAACAGCAUCCUCAUUUACCACCACCACCAAGAGCUUCGGUACACCCUUGCAGACAUGCUGAGUUGAUGAAGAAGAUUAUGUCAAUGGUUGAAGAAGAUGGCCGGGAAUUAGAAGUUCAUGCGUAUUUAUUGGUGUUCUUGAAAUUUGUACAAGCAGUAAUACCUACUAUUGAGUAUGAUUAUACUCACCAGCUAUCUCUUACAUCUACUUGAAAAGAUACCAAACUGAUAUUUGUUUUUUGCUGUUAGCUGUAGCACUUAAAUAUUAACAAUAAAAUUAUGUGUUUAUACAUGAAUACAUGAUUGUAGUAUUUUAUUAAAUAAA
Molecule: messenger RNA, 1091 nt
Organism: Amphimedon queenslandica
Lineage: Eukaryota; Metazoa; Porifera; Demospongiae; Haplosclerida; Niphatidae
Product: ubiquitin-like-conjugating enzyme ATG3
Exons: 12
Coding region: 20-979 (319 amino acids)
Biological process (GO): autophagosome assembly; glycophagy; nucleophagy
Cellular component (GO): cytosol; phagophore assembly site
Molecular function (GO): Atg8-family ligase activity
Source: RefSeq, a predicted model, not a curated record